UUUCUUCUAACGUUAGUCCUUCCUGUUUGCAAAGAUGGAGUCAGAGGGAAUUUUAGCCCCGCUGUCACUCUCUGCUAAGUUUGAGGGGUCCUUUGCCUAUCUGACUGUGAGAGACAGACUACCAACCAUACUCACAAAAGUGAUAGACACAUUACACCGCAAUAAAGACAAUUUCUUCAAAGAAUAUGGAGAGGAGGGGAUCCAGGCAGAGAAGAGAGCCAUCUCCUUCCUGUCCAAGCUGAGGAAUGAGCUGCAGACAGACAAACCUGUUCUGGCUCUGACUGAUAAUGCUGAGGACACAGAGGCCUGGAAUGAAUACAUGCGAAGACAGCAGGACCUGAUGGAGGACGGGAGGCCUGUCAGCUGGUUCAAGUCACCAUGGCUCUAUGUGGAGUGUUACAUGUACCGGAGGAUACAGGAGGCUCUGUAUAUGAAUCCACCAAUAGAUAAGUUUGACGAGUUUAAGGAGGGAAAGACGCAAAGCUUCUUUGAAUCUCAACAGGCGAUUAAAUCCCUCUGUACAUACCUUCAGGAGCUCAUCACCAACAUGGAGAAUAUGACUGAGAUUCAGCUGCGAGACAACUUUCUCAAGUUACUUCAGGUCUCUCUGUGGGGAAACAAGUGUGAUCUGUCCAUCUCUGCCGGUCGGGACAACUCACAAAAGUCCAGUCCCAUCGAUUCUCUUCCUGAUCUCCAGAGCUGCAUCCUAGUGGAUGACUCCAAUAUGGUUUGGUCAAUGCUGGUUGCUGCUCAAGGAUCCAGAUCCUCAGGGAUAAAGAAUGCCAGAGUGGACAUUGUUUUAGACAACGCUGGUUUUGAGCUUGUUACCGAUCUAGUCCUUGCUAGCUUUCUUGUUUCUGCCGGACUAGCCAAGCAAAUCCGAUUUCAUGGCAAGUCCAUCCCGUGGUUCGUCUCAGACGUCACCAAACAAGACUUUGAGUGGACCAUCAUGCAGACCGUGGCAUCUAAUCACAAGUGGAUGUCAGCCAGCGGCGUCCAAUGGAAGCAUUUCAUGAAGGAGGGUACGUGGUCCUACCAUGACCACUCUUUUUGGACCUUGCCCCAUGAGUUCUGUGACAUGGCGGUGGGUGCAGCUGAUCUCUACAGCACGCUCCAGGGCUCUGAUCUGAUUAUCUUCAAAGGAGACCUUAACUACAGGAAGCUUACUGGAGAUAGGAAAUGGGAGCACACGGUUCGGUUUGAUCAAGCGUUGAGGGGGUUCCAACCUGCCCCUCUCUGCAGUCUCAGGACACUGAAGGCUGAUGUUCAGGUGGGCUUACAGCUAGGCCAGGCUGAGAAGCUCAGCUCUCAGGAUCCAGACUGGAUGACUAAUGGCAAAUAUGCUGUGGUUCAGUUUUGCAGUCCACACAGAGAACAGUAGGGUCGUUUUUAAAGAAAAGAGAGAAAUUACCAGGAAGCAAGAGAUGAAGGACUAAAAUGCACAAAGGAUGCUGGUUCAGUUACCAACAUGCCAAACAAAUGUGUUGUUGUUUUAUCUUUGCUUGUAUUUGUAUGCAACAGUUGUCCUACCGAUUCUGCAUAUCAAACACUGAAAUAAAUCUUAACCUAAUUAAUGUCCUUGUUAAUAGAAUAAUGGCAUUUUGAAACCUGACAAUCUUUUGAUCAUAGUUUACACAAUCUAUGAUUUUUUUGUUUGUACUGUUGAUCUGUAUUGUGUACAAGUAUGGUUGCUUAAAAAUACAGAUGUAAACAUGCCAAAAAAAAACACAAUUCAUAAGAAUCCAUAUGUGUGUUGUUUGGUAUGAACCUGAAUUUUAACUUCUGCUAUUGACCAAAUAGCAAUAGAGAAUAGCGAGAUAUGCAAUUCGGGAAUUUUCAAAUGUACUAAUCAUUAAACAAAACACAAAUUCACAAUGAUUUUCUGUCUUGAGAAAGGAAAUACAUUCUGCUUUCUGGCUGAUAAAAAAUACUGGCCAUAUAUAUACCACCUCAGAGAGUUAGGGUUAGGGUUCAUUGUUUACACUGGAUUGACUAGCAAUUUCAAAGCAAGUUUACCAGGUUUUCCAGUGUCUGUUGUGAUGAAGAUUGCACCAUGAUGAUUUCUUUUUAAGCUGAUUUAUGAGCAUUCUGGAAACAGAUGCUAGUAAGGAUACCAUGCAAAUGUACUCACACUUGUUAAAAUGCAAACUCUUUUGAAAAUUGAAUGCAACUGCAUUCAAAUGCAAAAUAUUUUUUUUCUUUUUUUAAAUUAAACUCUCAUAAUCUAACUGUUUAACAAUUCGUUUUAGAGAUUCAAUUAAUUUCUGUUCACCUAUUCAUUUCUCUUCUCUGACCUAUCCUUUGAGAGCACAAUUUGUUUACUUUUACAGUUUUUUUUUUUUUUUCUUUUAGUGUGUGUGUGGGUGCUUCCUGGGUCUUCCAAGGAGCCUUGCCUCCAUUCUACAGAGCAAAGAAAAGAGUCAAAAAAACAACAAAGAUUUGAUGUUACGUAAGAAUCACGUGAACGCUAUCUUUUGUGUUUAGGGGUCAGCGCGUACAUGCUGUUUAUCCUAAAAAAAACCAAGGCCAUGGUUUUGGUCUUUGAACUGUUCUAGUUCCCUUACGACAAGAGCUAAGCUCAAAAGCAGACUUAAAGAUUUCAGCUGGUCUCAAA
Messenger RNA from Sinocyclocheilus rhinocerous, 2614 nucleotides. RefSeq names its product acidic residue methyltransferase 1 (gene armt1). Gene Ontology annotation, molecular function: phosphatase activity. Gene Ontology annotation, biological process: DNA damage response. Lineage: Eukaryota; Metazoa; Chordata; Actinopteri; Cypriniformes; Cyprinidae. The coding region runs from base 35 to 1381 and encodes 448 amino acids. The record is from RefSeq and is a predicted model, not a curated record. The transcript is spliced from 5 exons. Gene Ontology annotation, cellular component: nucleus.